ACGAGAUGAUCCCUCGCGGUGAAGGCAGUGUGGCUUCGUUUAUAAGAGCCGAACAGCAGGGAAGGCGCGCUUGCGCUUGCGCGCGUGUGUGUGUGUGUGUGUGUGUGUGUGUGUGUGUGUGUGUGUGUGUGUGUGUGUGUGCGUGCGUGUGCGCGUGCGCGUGCGUGUGCGUGUGUGUGUGUGUGUGUGUGUGUUUUGUGUGUGCGUACGUGCACGUUGGGGGGGAUUAAAGGCAAAUGCUGAGAGCUGAAAGUCAGUUUGUCAGCGAGAGGGUUUUCAGGAGGUAGGGCGAUGAUGGAAAAAAAGAGCUAGCGAUUACGGGAGAGAGAGGGGGGAGAGAGAGAGACAGAGAGAGAGAGAGAGAGAGAGAGAGAGAGAGAGAGAGAGAGAGAGAGAGAGAGAGAGAGAGAGAGAGAGAGAGAGGGGGGGAGAGAGAGAGAGAUAGAGUCUGUGAGUGGGAGAGAGAGAGAGAGAGAGAGAGAGAGAGAGAGAGAGAGAGAGAGAGAGAGAGAGAGAGAGAGAGAGAGAGAGAGAGUCUGUGAGGGGGAGAGAGAGAGGGACUCUGUGAGGUGGGGUGAGAGGUGUGUGUGUGUUUGCGGGGGGGGUGAGGCCGCGGCAGCUGCAACAGUAGCGCCUUCAGACUCUCUCUGAAAGUAAGAGAUAAAGAGAGAGGAGGAUGCAGUCUUCGCCUUCUUCUGCUCUGAAUUUUGAGGGAUUAACGAACCAGUAUAAGACGACGUGGAUCCAACCGUAGAAGGAAAUGGCAUCGAUCAGCGGGCCUUUUCCCCGUUAGAGGCGACGGAGGGCUCGCGUUAACCCCGGUGACCUGUCACACAGCUGUGUUUUUAUUUGUUUGUCGGUCUCCUCACCUCCUACCGUGGAACGGGACUUACGGGAAGCGUAUCGCCGCUUGUUAUGGAGCAGAAUCCCGCGUCGAAAUGAGUUUUAACGCGCGGGAUGGUUGGAACGGGUCCUCCACACCGGCGCUUUACGCGGAGGAGAGCUCUCCGCUCUCCAACCUCUCCCUCUCUGCCGGGACCCACGCGGACUCCAACGGCACGGCUCCACUGGACCUGAGCCGGGCUAUCCCGGUGGGAAUGGUGCUCGCCUCUUUCAUCAUGUUCGCCAUCGUGGGCAACAUCAUGGUCAUACUGUCGGUGGUGUGCAACAGGCAGCUGCGCAUCCCCACCAACUACUUCAUUAUCAACCUGGCCAUCGCCGACCUGUUGCUGGGCACGACGGUGCUGCCCGUGUCCGCGACGCUGGAGGUCCUGGAUUACUGGGUGUUCGGGAGGAUAUUCUGCGACAUUUGGGCCGCGGUGGACGUCUUGUGCUGCACGGCGUCUAUUAUGUCGCUGUGCGCCAUCUCCAUCGACCGGUACAUCGGGGUGAGCUACCCGCUCCAGUACCCCAUGAUCGUGACCAAGAAGCGGGCGCUCUUGGCGAUGCUCGGGGUCUGGGUGCUGGCCAUUAUCAUAUCCAUCGGGCCGCUGCUGGGAUGGAAGCAGCCUCCCUCUCAGGACGUCAGGGUGUGCCCCAUCACGGAGGAGCCCUUCUACGCGCUCUUCUCCUCGCUGGGCUCCUUCUACAUCCCGCUGGCCGUCAUCCUGGCCAUGUACUGCCAGGUGUACGUGGUGGCCAAGCGCACCACCCGCAACCUGGAGGCCGGCGUGGUGAAGGAGAACUCCAACGAGGUCACCCUCCGGAUCCACUGCCGCAACCAGCAGAUCCAGGACCUGUGCGUGGGCAAGGACAACGGCCACGGAGCGACGGGGGGCCGCACCGGCAACCUGACGGUGAAGCUGCUCAAGUUCUCACGGGAGAAGAAGGCGGCCAAGACGCUGGGCGUGGUGGUGGGCAUGUUCAUCCUGUGCUGGCUGCCCUUCUUCCUGGUGCUGCCCAUCGGCUCCUUCAACACCAACCUGCGGCCCUCCAAAACAUUUUUCAAGGUCAUCUUUUGGCUGGGCUACUUCAACAGCUGCCUGAACCCCAUCAUCUACCCCUGUUACAGUCGGGAGUUCAAGCAGGCCUUCAUCCGCAUCCUGCGCUGCCAGUGGAAGAAGAAGAAGAAGGGCUGGCAGGCCUACUACAACUACCGCUGCCAACAGGGCUCCAACACCUCCUCCUUCCUCAACGGCAGCCAGCAGACUCUCUCGUCCAUGCACCCCAGCCCGCGCUGCGUCGCCACGCGCCUGGACCCCGCCCCCUGGACCUCCAGAGGGGGGCACUUCCUCUCGCCGCCCCCCCCCCCCGCUCCCCGGGAGUCCCUGUGCGGGGCCGCAGGUCCAACGCGCGGCCCCGGCCCCCGCGGGCAGGGCCCCCCCGGUGAAGCCCGUCUCCCCCCUGGCGAGGGAGGUCGGGGCGGGGGCCGGCCGUGGGACGGGGGCGGGGUCGCGGCGGGAGGCGUCGCUGUUGGCGAACGGACAGAGUUUGAAGAAGCACCGUGUGGAGGUGCAGCGGGAUGUUGCCGUGGCGAUGCGUGGGGAGUCGGCUGACAGCUAAUCCGCCCACACACACACACACACACAGACACAGACACAGACACAGACACAGACACAGACACAGACACAGACACAGACACAGACACAGACACAGACACAGACACAGACACAGACACAGACACACACACACACACACACACACACACACACACAGACACAGACACAGACACAGACACAGACACACACACACACACACACACACACACACACACACACACACACACACACACACACACGCACACACACACUGACAGGGAGCUGCUGCUAGUCAGCCAAUGACGCGAGACAAUCGAUCAAGGUGGUUUGUGGACCCGAUCGACGGACAGAGAAGUCGAUCUAGAGUGGCAGGACAGUCUAGGGACGUGUGGUAUUUAGCAUCGGUGGAAUACUUUGACUGAAGCCUCCAAUCGCUCUCUCUCUGCUGGUCGUCAUAGGUAAAAGGUCUCCAAAACACCCAUUCCUUUCUGGUAUUUAUUAUUUAUUGAUAGCCUGAAUAGCCUUGCCUCGAAGAUGAAUGACAGAUUCAUACACACUCACACACACACACACACACACACACACACACACACAAACACACGCGCACACACACAUACACACACAAAGACAGUGUUAAACCGUAAGUCCUUCUUUAAAACAGUUAGAUUUUUUGAUUGGAUGAAAAUAACUUCAAUCUCGAAGUGUCAUUGUGUUAUUCAAUUACAAUUACAAUUAGGGCAUCUAGCAGACGCUUUUAUCCAAAGCGACUUACAUCGGUUAAUACACACACAUAAUUAAUUAUUCCAAUGAAUUACAUGCACACAGAUUGAGAUGUGUGUGCGUGCGUGUGCGCGUGCGUGCGUAUGUGCGUGUGUGUGCGUGCGUGCGUGCGUGCGUGCGUGUGUGGAGAAAGACAUGGAGGAGAGGGGGAACACUGAGCUGGUCAGGGGGGACUGGGGGUGGGACCACCCUCCUACUGGGGUCGGUCGUACUGUACCCAAAGCCUCCAGGAACUGGACCAUGGUUUGUGUUACCCGUCAUGAGCACCCUACUCAUGGCGACACCUGCUGACGGACGCUGUGAAGACGAUGUUGGACUUGGACUUAACAGGCGCGGUGAUUAAGGCACAACGCCGUCAGGGUGGGCAGUUCUGUUCAGCCUGUAUACUCGUCAUUAUAACCCUUUACGCUCACAACACCCUGUGUUUGUCGUAGAAAUGUGUGGCCACUUCAGCGUGUUCAAUCGUACUUGUGAAUUAAAAAGGAUAAUCAAUGGUUGUUUCAGCCAAGCGCGUUGUAAAAACCAUGGAGCGUGUUGCCAAGAAAUGACUUAGAAACGGAACCACUGGUUGAACCGGUGUGUGUGUGUGUGUGUGUGACGCACUGUGACAAAUGUACCUGACAGGAGCUCCAUUCACACCCAGCAUCAAGGAAUGCAUGCUAGUUCUUCACGGCAUCGUGAGAAUUCUAGCUUAACUAGACCAGAGGGAUAAGUCGGCUUAGCUCUGGAGGUACCAGUUGUCUUGGAACCGAAAGGUUGCUAGUUCGAUCCUCAGCUCCUCCUAGCUGAGUGUUGAUGUAUCCCUGAGCAAGACACUUAACCCUAACUGCUUCCUGACGAGCUGGCUGUCGCCUUGCAUGGUUGACUCUGCCGUCGGUGUGUCAAUGUGUGUAAUAACCGAUCUAAGUCGCUUUGGAUAAAAGCGUCUGCUAAAUGCCCUAAUUGUAAUUGCACAAACAAGGUAUACUUAAACUGAUUGACAACCGGAUGUAAGAUCGAAGCGGACUUAUCACAAGUGGACGUACCCUCAGGACUCUAUACUCUAUAGUGGGGGUGUGGUCUGAUCCCCCCCAAUACCCCACAAACUCACACUGAUUUGAGGUGCCAGGCUAGUGGGUCUGGGGUAAUUGGUCACCCACUUGCCAACUCAGCCAGGAGGGAAAAUAGACCUCAUCCAUUAAAUCGGAGUGAAGAAAUAAAAGGAAACUGGUAGGUUGAAAUUACUUGAAAUUGCAAUGGAUUUCAUAGAUCCUACUAUUCUGAUGCUUAAUGCACACCUUGAUAACCCUUUACAACAUAAUUAGGUGUAAACUACGGAUUUUUGUCGUCCAUCACUUCAAAGGCUUUGUCUGGUGUGUUCUAAGUGCACCCUACUUAGCUAUGGUGCAUUCUCAACCAUGUAGACAGUGGAGGUUAUGUACAGGUAAGGAUUGUCAUGUGAUGUAAUGUGGUGUAUUUGGAUAUGUAUUUAUGGUGCGGAUUAGGGUUGGAAAAUGAAAGUCAUAGUUUCCAUAAAAAUGUUUUAAUGAUGAAUGUAGUGAUGGAACCAUUUCAACCGCUAAAAUUGAUUGACAUCAUGCCGCAGAUUUUAUUUAAGAACAACCACCAAA
Gadus macrocephalus (Pacific cod) is the source of this 4867-nucleotide messenger RNA. RefSeq names its product alpha-1A adrenergic receptor-like. Gene Ontology annotation, molecular function: alpha1-adrenergic receptor activity. Lineage: Eukaryota; Metazoa; Chordata; Actinopteri; Gadiformes; Gadidae. The transcript is spliced from 4 exons. The record is from RefSeq and is a predicted model, not a curated record. Gene Ontology annotation, biological process: adenylate cyclase-activating adrenergic receptor signaling pathway; cell-cell signaling; phospholipase C-activating G protein-coupled receptor signaling pathway. The coding region runs from base 939 to 2495 and encodes 518 amino acids. Gene Ontology annotation, cellular component: membrane.